CAGCGCCUGUCCUGGGCUCCGCACGUGGGGCGCGCUGACCUAGUGUUCACUUUUGUUACCUGCAUUCUUCCUAGGGUCAACAAUGCAGCCGAGCGGCCGCGAAGCCUGUCGCCGGGCCUCAGUUUCCCCUUUGUACCACGAAAGGGUCACCUAAGUAACCUCACGCGCGUGGAGAAACCGUGGUGGUGCACUUGGCCCACCCGGCGGAGAUUUUCUUCGAAGUGCCUGUGCUUCCUGCUGGCAACAGGGCCGGGCUGGCGGUCCCCAAGCAAUUACGAUAUGAAGCAACUGAACAGACAAGCGAAUCUGCAAAUCUUGCAAAAAGUGUGGGGUUUCGUGAAAUUGGCAUGACGAGGUACAAAUGAAGCCACAGCUGACUACAGAGGAAGAGAACAUCACUUAGAGAGAAAUGACUACCAAAGGAUUCCAAAGCUGAGGAAGUGCUCAGCGGGUGCUUAUGGAUCAGACUUACCCAAAGUCCCAUGGCUGGGGAGUUGGAGACAGAACAGCCUUCUCAGGGGAAGCAGGACAGGAGCUGCCCCAUGGGCCCCUGAGGGAUGGAGAAGAACUGGGGUCCUGCCCAGCACCUGUGUGUGUUGCAGCUGGGACAGAGCAGAGAGCCCGAGUGCCUCUGCAAGGUUCAGCUACCCCCCGGAAGUGCUGCAGGCACCAGGACGGUGACAGCGACGCAGCAGCUGGACAGCAGCGGCCCCACAGAGCAACUCAGACACCCAGCCGUCUUGGAGAGGCUGCAGUGCACAGCACGGGGAGGGCAGCUGACUUGGAGCCUACAGCGCUGGAUUUGAGUUCCAGCCUGACCACUGGCCUGCUGUAACCCCAGGCUAACUCUUAGCGGUUUCCAGUUUCCCCACGAUCUACUGGAACCAUCUUGGACAUCAGGGCGGAAGCCGGUUCUCAGAAGAGACUGGGUAUAAGGCAUGGAUUGCCGUGGGGCCUUUUUCCUCUGCCUGUGCUUCAUGACUUCUCAGAGUGAGACAAUGGACACAUCCCAAGAACCCCUGCGAUGCAUGAAGAAACUGGAGGCCAUAGCCAAAGGCCGCAGACCGGCUCUUCUUCCUAAUGUCAUCCAGGACCUGGAGAAGAGCCUGUUGAACGCCAGCUUCAGGGGCAACAACCUGACCUUGCAGACACGCUCCAUCCAGUCACUGAUCUUCAAGCUGGGCUGCGGCUUCGCAGGCCUCUCACUGAACAGCACCACCAUGGAGGAGUACUCCCAGGCUGGGGUCUCCCACGCCAUGUACUUCCCUGCGGAGCUGACCAAAGACGCCUGCAGGGCCCGCCCCAGGGAGCUGCGUCUCAUCUGCAUCUACUUCUCCACAGCCUACUUUUUCCAGAAUGCCAACUCACUUGUGCUCAAUAACUACGUCUUGGGGGCCCAGCUGGGUCAGGGACACGUGAGCAACCUCAACGAGCCUAUCAGCAUCAGCUUCCAGCACAACCAGAGUCUGGAAGGCUACAUGGUGACCUGUGUCUUCUGGAAGGAAGGAGCCAGUAAACAUUACUGGGGGGCCUGGAGCCCUGAGGGCUGUCGCACAGAGCAGCUCUCACCUUCCAGGGUGCUCUGCCGCUGCAAUCACCUCAGCUACUUUGCUGUUCUCAUGCAGCUGUCCCAAGCCCCGGUCCCCAGAGAGCUGCUGGUACCUCUCAUAUACAUCUCCCUGGUGGGCUGCAGCAUCUCCAUCGUGUCCUCACUUCUCACUAUCCUGCUGCACUUCCAAGCCAGGAAGCAGGGCGACUCCAUGACACGCAUACACAUGAACCUGCACGCCUCCGUGCUGCUCCUGAAUGUGGCCUUCCUGCUGAGUCCUCUGCCGGCCACGCCCCCUGUGCCUGGGUCAGCGUGCACAGCAGUGGCUGCCAUCCUGCACUUCGCUCUGCUCAGCUGCCUCACCUGGACGGCCAUCGAAGGCUUCAAUCUCUACCUGCUCCUUGGGCGCGUCUACAACAUCUACAUCCGCCGAUACUUGCUCAAGCUCUGUGCAGUGGGCUGGGGGGUCCCAGCCCUCCUGGUCCUGCUCCUUGUUGUUGAGAGCUCAGCAUACGGACCCUGCACAAUUCCAGUCUCCAGCAGCCAGGAAAAUGGCACGGGCUUCCAGAACAUGUCCAUGUGCUGGGUGCAGAACCGCUGGGUGCACAGUAUCCUGGUCAUGGGCUACGGUGGCCUCACGUCUCUCUUCAACCUGGUGGUGCUGGUCUGGGCGCUGCGGGUGCUGCAGCGGAUGCGGGCCCGGAACAGGGUGCUGAACCCGCGGGCCUGCCGGGACAGCGUCACCGUGCUGGGCCUCACCGUGCUGCUGGGCACUACCUGGGCCUUGGCUUUCUUCUCCUUUGACGUCUUCCUGCUGCCCCAGCUCUUCCUCUUCACCACGUUCAACUCGCUGUACGGUUUCUUCCUCUUCCUGUGGUUCUGCUCCCAGAAACGCCGCUCCGAGGCAGAGAUGGAGACAGAGAUGGAGAGGUUCAGCUCCUCCCAGACAAUGCUGUAGUCUGGGCCUCCUUGCCCAGAAGCCCUCGCCUCUCUGGCUGCCUGCAGCCUGAGGCUCUGGGCUCCCCCAGGGAAGGUGGCAGGCCAGCUGCUGGACACCAGGGGCCCCUGUGGCCUCUGGGAGGCUUUUCUACCUCCGUGGCUUUCCCAGGCCCAGAGGGCAGUGCGCUGCUCUGCCUCCCCUGGCUUCCUGGGGAUGGAAAGGCAGAGCCUCUUUCCUUGACUCAUGAGGAAGGUGGCCCGUGGCCAGGUGGCCCUCUGAUAAUUGGGUAGGUUUGAAUUACCCGUGGUAGGCGUGACCGUAUGGAGUCUAAAACCAAGCUUAGGCUACUAUUGUGGAGAAUCAGCAUUGCCCUUGACCUCUGUCGGAGCAAGAGGGAGAGGGCUUCUAAAGCCAGCUCCAUUCCUGGGCUGCACACCAGGGGGAGCUGUUGGCCUGUGCACAGUAGCCAUUGGCUUGCCAAAUCCUAUCUGGAAAUACUGCCGCCUGUCUGGGGACAUGACACACCAGAUGGAGGGGUCCAGCUUCUGGGACUGCUCCUGCUGAGUGACCGAAGAAAGGAUUCUUGCACUGUUUGCACACCCACUUCUCUUUUCCCAACGCAGCUGUUCGCUCUGGGUCUUGGGGUCUUGGGCAUCCAUGGCGCUAGAGCAGGUGGGCUGGGGGAGGCACUCAGAGCCCCGCUGCAGGCCAUGGGACAGGUAAUAACGACUGUGGAUGGCAUGGCAAGGGUCCUGGAGCCAGAUCCCUUUUCUCCUGGGGGAGGGGCUGGGAUCUUCUGCUCUCUGUUUAUUUCUGGAUGCCCAUAGCCGUUGGCCAGCUGGUGAGUGCUGUAGGCUCUGGUACCCAAUUGCCUGGGUUCAAAUGGCCUUACCAUUUGCUAGCUGUGUGACUGUGGACAGACCACUUAACCUCUCUGUGCCUUAGUUUUCCCAUCUGUAGAGUAGGGGCAGUUGUGGUGCUGAUUUUGAAGAUGAAAAAAAGAAUCCAUAUAAAGAGGCUUAGCAAGUAGGAAAUGCUCAAUAAAUCAUUAUUAUUGUUACCAUUA
Molecule: messenger RNA, 3555 nt
Organism: Neogale vison (American mink)
Lineage: Eukaryota; Metazoa; Chordata; Mammalia; Carnivora; Mustelidae
Gene: ADGRG5
Product: adhesion G protein-coupled receptor G5
Exons: 17
Coding region: 939-2507 (522 amino acids)
Biological process (GO): cell surface receptor signaling pathway; adenylate cyclase-activating G protein-coupled receptor signaling pathway
Cellular component (GO): membrane
Molecular function (GO): G protein-coupled receptor activity
Source: RefSeq, a predicted model, not a curated record